Molecule: messenger RNA, 432 nt
Organism: Ipomoea triloba (trilobed morning glory)
Lineage: Eukaryota; Viridiplantae; Streptophyta; Magnoliopsida; Solanales; Convolvulaceae
Product: leucine-rich repeat extensin-like protein 5
Exons: 1
Coding region: 1-432 (143 amino acids)
Source: RefSeq, a predicted model, not a curated record
AUGGCCAUUGUUGCAGUGUUUGCCAUUUCAGCGGCUAUGGCUACUGCCGCCGCUCCAACUCGGCCUUAUCGUGGCCGGAGAUUGGCUCAGUAUGCAACUCCGGCCACCCCACCUUGGCCAACUCUUCCACCCACAGCUCCAUCAUCAUCUAUCUCUCCACCAUAUAAUCCAGAAACUCCGGGCAGUUCAGAUAUUCCGGCGACUCCAGCAACCCCUUCUUGGCCAAUUAAUCCAGAAACUCCGGGCACUUCAGAGAUUCCGGAAACUCCAGGAACCCCUUCUUGGCCAACUGUUCCAGCUAUUAGUCCGUCCAUUAAUAAUUCUCCAUCUUAUUGGCCACCUGUUCCAGCAACUCCAUCCGCCGCCUCGCCAUCUUGGAUUCCGGGAAAGCCUAUGGCCUCUCCACCCUGGCCGACGCUUCCGCCUUACUAA